Pochonia chlamydosporia 170 is the source of this 1272-nucleotide messenger RNA. Its product is annotated as pyridine nucleotide-disulfide oxidoreductase AMID-like. Gene Ontology annotation, cellular component: cytoplasm. Gene Ontology annotation, molecular function: flavin adenine dinucleotide binding; electron-transferring-flavoprotein dehydrogenase activity. The record is from RefSeq and is a predicted model, not a curated record. Bases 1 to 1272 code for a protein of 423 amino acids. NCBI's taxonomy places the organism in Eukaryota, Fungi, Ascomycota, Sordariomycetes, Hypocreales, Clavicipitaceae. The transcript has 4 exons.
AUGGGAUCAGUACCACAUGCGCAGGACGCCCCUACCGUCAGAGUAUUUAUUGCUGGUGGUUCAUAUGCAGGAUUAUCUGCGGCGGUGAAUCUGCUUGACCUCGGGCAAGGUCUCUCGCCACGUAUGUUCCAGCAGCCAUACGAGCACCAUCCCGACCUGCCACGAGUUAACUGGGAUAUUACUAUUGUUGACGAGAGGGACGGCUUUUAUCAUUUGAUUGGCUCACCUCUCGCUCUGGCCGACGCAGAAUACGCAAAGAAGGCUUGGAUAAAAUUUCAGGAUCUUCCUGGCCUGCAGACUCCCCAGGUCAAGUUUAUUCAAGGCUCCGUAUCAAGUGUGGACUGUGAAGCAAAGAGGACCACCACCAUUGACAACACCACCAAAUUGCCUACUACGCACGAGUAUGACUACUUCAUUGCGGCUACCGGUCUUCGGAGAGUAUGGCCUGUGGUUCCCCAGUCCUUGACUCGGAAGCAGUAUCUUCUCGAGGCUGAGGAGCACAUUCAUGCUGUGGCUAAUGCCCAGCAUGGAGUUGUUGUGGUAGGAGGUGGAGCUGUCGGCAUUGAGAUGGCAGCUGAGCUCAAGCUGGUCGAACCUAAUGUCAAAGUAUUCCUUAUUCAUUCACGGGAAAAGCUGCUAUCAUCCGAGAACCUCUCAGACGAGUGUAAAGACAAGGCUUUGGAACUGCUGAAGGAGUCUGGCGUCGAGGUGCUACUGAACCACAGACUUGCCACCACGACAAAAGCUGAGACUACCGACGGAUCAUCCAAGUACGAGCUCGAGUUUACCAAUGGACAUAAGAUGGCUGCCAGUGAGGUUAUCAUGGCGGUGUCCAAGAGCAAGUCAACCGCAACAUAUCUCCCAUCAUCGGCACUGGAUGAGGAGGGUUAUGUUAAGAUCGAGAAGAAGUUGCUCAACUUUUACCCCUGGCACCCCGAAUGCGAGUUCCACCUCUGUGCCGGAGACCUGACCAAGUGGUCAGGUAUCAAGCGCUGCGGCUGGGCUAUGCACAGUGGCCAUUACGCUGCCCAAAAUAUCCACAAGUUCAUCUUGCAGAAGCAUGUGGGCCAGGAACCUAAGUUUAUGGAAUUCCAGGAAGUGCCGCCCAUGAUUGGUUUGGCCGUUGGCAAAAAGGCUGUUGCUUCUGGCCCAGAAGGCACAGCUGCCGGAGAGGAUAUCAUGCAAGCGUAUUUUAAACACGACCUUGGAUUUACAAUUUGCUGGGACUGGAUGGGACUUGCGGGACGAAAGCCGGAAGAGCAGACUGCCUAA